CUGCCAGCCGAGAUACGCCUCAUAAUCUUAGAUACGAUUGCGCAUCAGAGGCAUCCCAGCUGGGCGUCUUUCGCGUCCUUCUGUAGUGAAUGGCAGGCCAUUAUAGAGACGCGGAAAUUCCAGCUGUUAAAGCUACCAGUGUCCUGCCUCGAUGCUUUUGAACGUAUGGUCAUUCGCCAGAGAGAGCUCGUUCGCCAUAUUUGCCUUGAUAUCGAAUUACGGAAGUACACAUGCCGAACCUGCGACCAGGGGGAACAGACAGAUCAAAACACCGCCAUUUUCACAAAAGGAGUCAACAAGCUAUUCUCUAUCCUCGGCCCCUGGAAGCAAGCGAGUGGAUUGACGCUGGAGCUCAACGCCUAUUAUCCCAGCGACUCUGACCACUGUGGCACGACCGACCCAGACCAUGGUUGGGUUAAUGGCAAACAGAUUGCGAGCCCUCCUGCGCUAGCAUACUGCGGCUCUUUGAGCCAAUCCACCUGCGAAACCGGGAAGGCCUUGCCCGAGCUACACCUUCCCUACAAUCUCAACAGGACAUCGAUUUUCGAGGAAUUCAGCGAUGCUAUUGUCGAAUCAUUGGGCGGCGCUAUCCCCAUCCCACGCUGGAUGCAGCCCAAGCUGGAUGCAGCCCUAUCUCUCUCCGUCUCCGACAUGGUCGACGCCCGUGAUUUCUUCGGGGCCUGCGCGCCAACGACGUGGAUCUGGGAGCGCCUCGAGUCUCUGGCGCUAACAUCGCAACUUCUCCGAGACACGGGUAGCCGUGGGGAGAUACAUGCCCUGCUGCUCAACGCUGGCACCACUGCACUGCGGAUGCCGAGACUACGGACCCUAGUUCUCUGGAACGGCCAAAGGGAGAAUGCAUGUGCAUUUAUAUACCGCACGAAAAGUGACCAUGCCUCGAUCAUCUGGCGCGGCAACUGGGGAAUUGACCUGAGCCCUCGUGUAGUCGAGGCAUGGCGGCGCGCAGUUCUUGAGGGCCACUCGCGCCACGUUUUUCGGGUCGCCCACGAGGAGGUACGAGGCGUCAUCGGGUCCCACGGCGAUGCCAUGCAUCGCUUGAACUUGCCCCGUCCAGGGUUCUCCCCUGUGUCCCUCUGGCAAAUGCGGACGGAGGGAAUCGACCACCGUGCAUGA
Molecule: messenger RNA, 1134 nt
Organism: Lasiosphaeria miniovina
Lineage: Eukaryota; Fungi; Ascomycota; Sordariomycetes; Sordariales; Lasiosphaeriaceae
Exons: 4
Source: RefSeq, a predicted model, not a curated record